AUGCAGAGAUUCAUGGUGGUUGAGGACUUCACGGCUUUGUUGGACUCUAGGCAAGAUCCGUCGCAGCGAACAAAAGGUCUCAUUACGGUCUCAAAUCACAUUAGUGUUAUGGACGACCCGUUAAUAUGGGGACUGCUCCCCACGAGAUUCUGGAACAAGCGAUGGUCCUUUGGCAGUCAUGAUAUCUGCUUCCAGGGAAGGUCCUCCCUACCCAUCGCCUUGCGCAUUCGCCUUUCGGUGGUGGGUCAACCCGCCAUCACCAGGCGAUCCGAAUGCUUUUCCAAGGGUCCCUUCCCUGUGGAUCACCACCGCGGAAAGCCCGAGCGACAGCAAUUUAGCCUGGAAAACUUUUGCGUCGAUCCCUUCCCCGAUCUUCCUAUCGCAUACACCACCAAUGGGGAAGAUUCCCAUAUGGCUCCCUCCGCUUAUGCCUGCAACUCCUACUCCUGGGUUCACAUCUUUCCCGAGGGCAAAAUCCACCAGUCCCCGCGCCAAACGAUGCGCUACUUCAAAUGGGGCAUUGCGCGUCUCAUUCUCGAGGCCAACGAAUGUCCCGAUGUAGUGCCCAUGUGGAUUGAAGGGUUUGACCAAAUCAUGCACGAGAGUCGCGAGUUCCCGCGAUUCCUCCCUCGCAUUGGAAAGAAAGUCAGCAUUACCUUUGGCUCCAAGGUGGAUGCCGAGAAGGAAUUCGGCGAGCUGCGGUCCCGCUGGCAAAAGCUCAAGGCCAAAGUUGAGAAAGCCGAUGCUCAAUCUCGAGAUCUGCCACUUGGCGAAGUCACUCGGAAGAUCAGGAACCUUGUGCUUGAUGUCCGACGAUCGCGAGGUCUCCCUGAUGAAGACCCCAAGGAGGGUCUUGUUGAAACCUGGCUGCAGGAAGGCCCGUCUCCAGAGGGACAUAUGAAGGAUGAUUCUUGGGUUCGAGAUAUUUGA
This is a messenger RNA of Penicillium oxalicum, 930 nucleotides long. Its product is annotated as tafazzin. Gene Ontology annotation, molecular function: 1-acylglycerophosphocholine O-acyltransferase activity. Gene Ontology annotation, cellular component: mitochondrial membrane. The record is from RefSeq and is a predicted model, not a curated record. The transcript is spliced from 5 exons. Gene Ontology annotation, biological process: inner mitochondrial membrane organization; cardiolipin acyl-chain remodeling. Bases 1 to 930 code for a protein of 309 amino acids. Lineage: Eukaryota; Fungi; Ascomycota; Eurotiomycetes; Eurotiales; Aspergillaceae.